Mycena citricolor is the source of this 2829-nucleotide messenger RNA. NCBI's taxonomy places the organism in Eukaryota, Fungi, Basidiomycota, Agaricomycetes, Agaricales, Mycenaceae. The record is from the annotation of a GenBank genome assembly.
AUGUCCACCACCCAAGCCCCAUUCUCACGUCGCCAGCCCUCCCUUCCGGGCCACUUCUUCUGCAAGAGAUGCCGUCGCUACUAUGAAGAGAAGGAUGGCAGCAAGGCCGUGCACCGGCGCACAUUCCAUCAGGCCACUCUUCGUGCAGCAUACCACUCGGAAGAGCAAUCCUACACCUUCGAACGAGGUGCCGACGGCCUCCUUUCGUGCGCUCGGUGUUCUUUCCAGCACCACGAUCCUCGGGCUCUAUGGCGUCAUGUUACUGGUGAAAGAGUGUGCCCGCAGACUUGGGGCUUGGAUCUCCAGCCAUCCUUAGCUCAAGAGCUCGACGCAAGUGCUUCAGAGUCUCUAGGCCAAACGGAUGUUAACGAUGAGGAGGUGGAACUGGAAGGUGUGCGGGUAGCAGAGGAAGUGGAGGCGGGGGUGGAUAAGGAGGUCGACUGCGGCUACGCCUAUCGCCAGCCUAUCCCAUCCCCGAUACUGUUGGCAGGCGAUGUGCCCGCUACUCCCGAAGUGACAAUGGCCUCGUCGGCUUCAUCAGGCGUGAGCCCUCUCCAUUCGCCCAAUCCAGCCGACCAUCCGCCCAUUCCAGUGGCUCCGGAGACUAUCCAACUCACCCAAUCACCAGCCAGCGUCCCUCCUGUCGAGGAGUCCUCGUCGGCACCCAUUCAGUCGCUCGAGGAUUGGCCUCAGUUUGAUCACACGCAGUACGACAUACCUCUUGGCCCAGAUACUGUAACUCACGACGACGAUGUUGACUUCGAGCGGUACAACAUCACCAUCAACAAAACCCUCAGACUCCUGGUCUGCAUCUCGUGUAGCAAGGCUAUAGGGCCCGCUCGUCUACGGCGUCAUAUCCUGGACAAGUGGCCGCACCUCGAGGUCCCUGACGACAUCGGCAAGAAGCUCCAGGACAAGUACGGCCUCGCGGGCGCAGACGACUGGUCUUUCCCUACAGCUCGAAUCCCGCCCGUUUACGGCCUGGCUGUUCUUCCCGAUCCCUACCUCUUCUGCAACCAGUGUCACCAUGGCUACUCGAGUCUUUCAUCGCUUGAGACGCAUCAUUACAAGCGCACCUGUGAACGUCCGCCGGGGCAUUUGCCGGGUUCUUUCAUUGGGUACGGACAGACAGCUGGUUUCGAUCCGCGGGUUGUCUUUCCCGUUGACGUUUCCCUCCUUGCACCGCGCGUUCGUCAACUCGGUUUUACGACUAAGCUCUUCGACGUUCUCCCAAGGCCCGACUACUCGCAUCUUCCCAUCUCCAAGCCAGUCAACUCUUGCAAUAUCGACCUCCUCUUCAAAAACGAGGACUUUUAUUCGCUUGUUGGGACCCUUACUCCGGAACAAGUCAAUCAGUCCGUCGAUUGCACCCCCCACACUGUCGAGGAUAAGCUCAUAUCGACGCACCUCGAUGUCGUAUCUCGCGCAUACUGCAAAUCCAUCCAGGCCGCCAUCACCAAAUCUCCUGCCGGACUUCGUAAACUCAUGGCGCAGCUCGGACCUGAAUCAUCUCGCGAGGAGCUGAGGCCACUCGAGGAUAACUCGCUGAAUCAAUACUCCGCCGUGAUCGCGAAUAUAAUCAACACGAUGCUCCGCGCUUACGCCAGCGACACACAGCCUCUGAAGUUCCCUCUCAACGAAGCACAGCGCCAUGCCCUGGCAGGCUUGCGCGUUCUUCUCAUGCGUGCCGAGCUUCCCGCCAACAACCUAGUCGACAUUUACUUCCAUCGAGCAUGCUUUGCUCUGUUUGCUGACGAGAAAUCGCACGGAGGACUCGACAACUGGGUACUCCCAGUUAACCGUUAUCUCGUGGCUCGAUGCAUGGGCAGGGAGACGUGGAUCAAGGCCAACGACAUCACACGCAUAUGCGCAAAGCUACAAUGGCUAAACCGGGGCGUCAUGUUGACGGAAAUGAAUCUUCGCAUGCCAGAGCGUCUCAUGUCAUCUGCGCAAGCUUAUCACGAGGUACAAAAGUAUCUGGUGGCCAACGGCGACACUCCAUGCUCCUUCAUCUACGAAGUUCACCACACGGUGAAGAAGAUUCGAGACGAGUACAACGACGCUGACCCCCACAACUUUGCCCCCGGAUUCUGUUUCCUCGACAUCCCCUCCAAUGGGUUUGAGGAUUGGGCCAAGCUGUACCCCCGCUGGCUUUUGUCACACCCCGACCUCGCUGAACGAUUCACGUACGUACUCAAUGGCGAACACCGGUGGAAACUCCUGGCGGUCCGGCAGCUGCUUGAAAGCUUCGAAGAGCUACGCCUUGUACUUGCAAUCCGCUGCAUUGUUUCAUGUGGGCCCUCCGUCCGUGCAGCCGAAUUCGCGCGUCAAUCCCUUCGCAACCUCCCUGGUGGCGCAGCACGCAAUGUCGUCCUGCUCUAUCGUACACUCUGUCUGUUGGCUGUGCUGGAGAAGACGAGCAUGCAGUUUUCUCGGAAACACUGCACCCCUCACUGCCCGGUCAAAUCCGUAUCGAAGGACAUCAUAUGGAAUCUAGCUGUAUUCCGCCCGUUCGAGCAGUUCCUCAUAUCACGCUUCAAGGGUCACGUCGACGCCGAACGAUACUACACUUCCAUGUGGCCUGGGAUCGACUGCGACUUCACCAGCCAGCUUAUCAGUACAACGCUUGGCCACUGGACCGAGCAGGUGUUGGGUGUCAGAUUGCAGAUCAUCGACUAUCGCAAGAUCGUCAGCACGUUCUGCCGAUACAUCGUCGACCCCUUCUUGUACAAGAAUAUCGAAGAUUCUCUUUUCGACGAGCUCCAGAAUCACACGACGGGCAUGAGCUACAUGCGGUACGGCGUCGAGAAGCAGACACUAACUGUCUGA